Messenger RNA from Eruca vesicaria subsp. sativa (arugula), 1185 nucleotides. Lineage: Eukaryota; Viridiplantae; Streptophyta; Magnoliopsida; Brassicales; Brassicaceae. The record is from the annotation of a GenBank genome assembly.
AAAAAAUUUGUGCGGAUAUGGUCAAGCUGUGUCCAAAACCAAACCCAAAUCUCAUCAAGUCUUUUAUAUAAUUCACAUCUAAUCUUGUGAAAAUCCAAAGACAGAUCUUGAACAAACAUGCUUGGAGUUUGGCAUUAUCUCAAGAAGUCUCUUAGCUGCUGCAAUGCUCAGAAGUCAUGUGACGCUGGUGAUCCAGACAAGAACCUAAUCCAGAAGAUGAAGAAUCCAUCGGGUUUCUCGAGAUCAAUGUCUAAUGUGAGGAAUGAGUUUGUCACUUAUGGGGAUGAGGGGGCUAUGCAGAAUCCAAGCUUCCGUAGCUCAAGGUCUCUGGAGAGCUCCAAGUUUAUAAACACAACGAAACUAGCAUCUUCUUCAGAUAUACUUUCAGGUCGUUAUUCCUCUGAGAGAUUUGAUGUUAUUGGCUCUGACAUCUGCGGUUUUGGAGUUCUCUCUUGUAGAACAUGUCACCAGAGAUUUAGAGAUCUUUAUGCGUUUGAGACUCAUUACCUUUCUAAUCACUCUGUCACUAGGCUCUUAGAAGGAGACUUCUCAAGAAAAACUGUAGAGUUAAUCUGCAACAGAGGCUACUCACACAAGCUUGUCAAAACUAAAGGGAACAACAUUUCAGCGAUUCUAAAAGUCGAGAACCUGCAGAGAGUCGUUGCAGAGUUUGAAAACUACAGAGAACUCGUGAAAAUAAGAGCAACCAAGCUUUCGAAGAAACACGCUCGCUGUAUGGCUGAUGGGAACGAGUUUCUUGGGUUCUACGGCACAACUCUUACUUGCUCCCUUGGUUUAAGCAAAACCAGCUCUUCAAACCUCUGUUUCUCGGAUCAGUGUGGAGUUUGUCAGAUACUAAGACAUGGGUUCGUUUCUAAAACAAGACAAGAUGGGAUCAAAGGAGUGCUCACUGCAUCAACCUGCUCUACGUCUCUUGAAUGUAUCGAAAUGGAACGGGGAAGAAGCAGCGGUGCAGUGAGAGCUGUUGUGCUGUGUAGAGUUAUCGCAGGGAGAGUUCACAAACCUAUGAAGAAGUUUGAAGAUGCUAAUGGCUUUUCUGAGUUUGAUUCAUUGGCGUUAAAAGUAGGACCUAAUGCUAUACUUGAAGAGCUUUAUCUAUUGAGUACUAAAGCUCUGUUACCUUGUUUUGUUAUAAUCUUCAAGCCUCGAAACAACACCUCAUAA